AUGGACCCUUUCUCUGAGCGACUCCAACGGCUCGAUCGAGCGGCGAGAGCCAUAUUUGAGGACACCGGAAUUCGUAUUCAUCCCUGGGAUAGGGUGUUCUCCGAGAAUCUUGCAUAUGUCGCCAUCAAUAUGUAUCGUCUCAUCGGCGGAUAUAUCAAUACCUGGCUCGGCGACAUAAACCCUGAGUACUGGACACGCAGUACCCUCCAAAGUCUGCAAACUCUCCUUCUUCACGCCCUUAGCCAUAUCGAUGAACCGAAUCAGCGGAAAGGGAGACUUGACCAGAUCAAGACUUACUUAGUAACAUGCGCUUUUGCAGACGCCUGGCGUGGCAUGAAGCCUACACUUCAUCCAAGGCAUCUUCAAAACGCACGCCUUUCAUUCUCCAUUUCUCACCACCAAGACCCCACGGACGAGAACACAGCCGACGAGAGCGACAACUCGGAGGCCGAUCCCGUUAUUCCUACACCUGAAAGACCCCGAACGAAUUCUUUGAUCUGCAAGCGUCCUGCAGCCGAGUGUUUCCUUGAGACUUCCCCCAAGCAGCCGCGCCGGCAGGAGAUUGCUGUUUCAGUGACGACAGGCGAUAACACCGAGGAACUUUCACUUCCUAUACAGGUUUGCAAUACUGACUUCUACAGCUCCGCUCAACUGAUUGAGACUUGA
Messenger RNA from Fusarium fujikuroi IMI 58289, 666 nucleotides. RefSeq lists its product as uncharacterized. NCBI's taxonomy places the organism in Eukaryota, Fungi, Ascomycota, Sordariomycetes, Hypocreales, Nectriaceae. The record is from RefSeq and is a predicted model, not a curated record. The transcript has a single exon. Bases 1 to 666 code for a protein of 221 amino acids.